UGGCCUGGGAGCGCAUCAGAGCUCGAGUAAAACUGACGCAGGAUUGUGCCUUCGAUGACCGAGGGCCGUGUAGAUACUGCAGGAGGACACUCAGCGCUGUGCAGCAUCUAGAUUUUCCCUGUCCUAAUAGUAGUCACCAUGUGAUGGGUGGUUACAGCGUGCCAGGCGCUGGAUUAAGAGCUUAACGUAUCCAUUCCAUAGGGUAAAUGGUGCCGUUGUCUCAGUUUUGCAGAAGAAGAAAUGGAGGCACAGGUAGAAAGUGCAGGAGGGAAGACCUGAACCCAGAUCUCUCUAUUAACUACUAAUUUUAAUUGCCUUGAUAAGUUAGCAAGAACCAACUUCCCAAACAAAUCCGAGAUGCUCCCACAUUUUAUCUGUGCAUCCUGAAGGGAUUUUGUUUGUUUAGCUAAGUACCCUUCUAAUGGGAAAGUCAACCGUUACGUCCCAUCGUUCCCCUGUGUGUACAAGAUUUGGAGCCAAACCAUUUUGGACUCUUGUUCUACUACUUACUCCAAGUCACCUGGGGCAAUUGCUUAAACUUCCCGGAGCCACGGUUUGCUCUCCUGUAAAAUGUUCAUUAGGGUGUUCUCAUAAUAGCUACUCUGUCAGGUCCUUAUAUAAAAUCGAAGUCAUUUUGCCUUUUAAAAACCCUCAGAGUCCCUGAGAUGCCCCCAUUAACUCCAUGUACUUAUUUGCAAAUUUUUAUUUUGUUUUGUUGUGUGUGUGUGUGUGUUGUGUUUUGUUUUGUUUUUUUAGUUUUCCCCUAUGGGUACCAGAAUCAGUGCUGCAUAGUUUGAACGCGAUAGGAUUGACUUUACAAAUGAAACAUUUUUGUCACAUCUGCCAAGAAGUAUGAUUUGACUGAAACUUUAACUUAUACACAUUUUCAGAUAUUGUUAACCCGGGUUCUCAGCUGUCUGCAGUUAUUCAUGACCCGAGGGGUGCAUGGCCCUGAAGGGGGGGUAAGAACUGCGGAUUGUAGGUACUGAGAACCCACUACUGUGUAAUCAGACCUAUGAAAUCACUUGUGCUGGCAGCCCCAAAGCGAGCAUAAACCAGGGACUUUGAUAUCAUGCAGCAGAAGAGCAAAUUAUUUCUCCAGGCUUUGAAGUAUAGUAUUCCUCACCUUGGAAAAUGCGUGCAGAAACAGCACUUGAAUCACUGUAACUUCGCUGAUCAUUAUUACAGUAGAAUAAAAUUGACAAAAUAUCACCUAACCAAGUGUCUGCAGAGUAAGCCCAAGAUAUCAGAGUUAGCAAGAAACAUCCCAAGUCGGAGCUUCUCAUGUAAGGAUAUUCUGCCUAUUAAACAAGAAAACGAAAAACCCCUUUCAGAAAACAUGGAUGCGUUUGAAAAAGUGAGAACAAAAUUAGAAACACAGCCACAAGAAGAAUACGAAAUCAUCAAUGCAGAGGUUAAACAUGGAGGUUUUGUUUACUACCAAGAAGGUUGCUGCUUGGUGCGUUCAAAAGAUGAAGAAGACAGUGAUAAUUAUGAGGUUUUGUUCAAUUUGGAGGAACUUAAAUUAGACCAGCCCUUCAUUGACUGUAUCAGAGUGGCUCCUGAUGAAAAAUAUGUAGCUGCCAAGAUAAGAACGGAAGAUUCGGAAGCAUCUACCUGUAUAGUUGUGAAGCUCAGUGACCAGCCUGUCGUGGAAGCUUCUUUCCCCAAUGUGUCCAGUUUUGAAUGGGUAAAGGAUGAAGAAGAUGAGGAUGUUUUAUUCUAUACCUUCCAGAGGAACCUUCGCUGUCAUGAUGUGUAUCGAGCCACUUUUGGUGAAAACAAACGUAAUGAACGUUUUUACACAGAAAAAGACCCAAGCUAUUUUGUUUUCCUUUAUCUUACAAAAGACAGUCGUUUCCUCACCAUAAAUAUCAUGAACAAGACCACUUCUGAAGUGUGGUUGAUAGACGGCCUAAGUCCUUGGGAUCCACCUGUACUUAUCCAGAAGCGAAUACAUGGGGUCCUUUACUACGUUGAACACAGAGAUGAUGAACUAUACAUUCUCACUAAUGUUGGUGAGCCUACAGAAUUCAAGCUAAUGAGAACAGCAGCUGAUACACCUGCUAUCAUGAAUUGGGACUUAUUUUUCACAAUGAAGAGAAAUACCAAAGUCGUAGACUUGGACAUGUUUAAGGAUCACUGUGUUCUCUUCCUGAAGCACAGCAAUCUGCUUUAUGUUAAUGUGAUUGGUCUGGCUGAUGACUCAGUUCGGUCUCUAAAGCUCCCUCCUUGGGCCUGUGGAUUCAUAAUGGAUACAAAUUCAGACCCAAAGAACUGUCCCUUUCAGCUUUGCUCUCCAAUACGUCCCCCAAAAUAUUACACAUACAAGUUUGCAGAAGGCAAACUGUUUGAGGAAACUGGACAUGAAGACCCAAUCACAAAGACUAGUCGUGUUUUACGUCUAGAAGCCAAAAGUAAGGAUGGAAGGUCAGUGCCAAUGACUAUCUUCCACAAAACGGAUUCUGAGGACUUGCAGAAAAAACCUCUCCUGGUCCAUGUGUAUGGAGCUUACGGCAUGGACUUGAAAAUGAAUUUCAGGCCUGAAAGGAGGGCGUUGGUGGACGAUGGAUGGAUAUUAGCAUAUUGCCAUGUGCGGGGUGGUGGUGAGUUAGGUCUUCAGUGGCACGCUGAUGGCCGUCUUACUAAAAAACUCAAUGGCCUUGCUGACUUAGAGGCUUGCAUUAAGACGCUUCAUGACCAAGGCUUUUCUCAGCCAAGUCUAACAACCCUGACUGCUUUCAGUGCUGGAGGGGUGCUUGUGGGAGCGUUGUGUAACUCUAAUCCAGAGCUCCUGAGAGCUGUGACUAUGGAGGCACCUUUCUUGGAUGUUCUCAACACCAUGAUGGAUACUACACUUCCUCUGACAUUAGAAGAAUUAGAAGAAUGGGGGAAUCCUUCAUCUGAUGAAAAACACAAGAACUACAUAAAACGUUACUGCCCCUACCAAAAUAUUAAACCUCAGCAUUAUCCUUCAGUUCACAUCACAGCUUAUGAAAACGAUGAACGGGUACCCCUGAAAGGAAUUGUAAACUACACGGAGAAACUCAAGGAAGCCGUUACAGAGCACGCUAAGGACAGUGGUGAAGGCUAUCAGGCCCCCAAUAUUAUUUUAGACAUUCAGCCUGGAGGCAAUCAUGUGAUUGAGGAUUCUCACAAAAAGAUUACAGCCCAGAUUAAAUUCCUGUAUGAGGAACUCGGACUUGACAGCACCGGUGUUUUCGAGACUCUUAAGAAAUAUGUAAAAUUCUGAAAUUCUGUGGAAAUUGGAAACACAUGGAAACAUUUCCUAGUUUUAUUUGCAAUUAGGUUAGCAAAAGUGAGUUUUUUUAAGUAAAUGAAUAGUUUAUUAAAAUUUGCUUCUCUAUCCUAAUUUUGUUUAGUGUAUAUCUCACUUACCCUGUUCUCUCCUUGGUGUAUAUGCCCCUUACCUAGGAAAAUAGAUUUCUAAUCUCACUCCUCAGGAUGUGGAGCGGGGGUGAGGAAGGGUUGGAGGCGGCAGAACGCCGCCCUCCCCCCAUCAAAACAACUUUGUGUUAGUCUGUUUUACUAAAAUUUUCUUUGGACAGUUUA
Molecule: messenger RNA, 3573 nt
Organism: Myotis davidii
Lineage: Eukaryota; Metazoa; Chordata; Mammalia; Chiroptera; Vespertilionidae
Gene: PREPL
Product: prolyl endopeptidase-like
Exons: 14
Coding region: 1073-3253 (726 amino acids)
Biological process (GO): proteolysis
Cellular component (GO): Golgi apparatus; cytoskeleton
Molecular function (GO): serine-type endopeptidase activity
Source: RefSeq, a predicted model, not a curated record